Molecule: messenger RNA, 4387 nt
Organism: Ostrea edulis (European flat oyster)
Lineage: Eukaryota; Metazoa; Mollusca; Bivalvia; Ostreida; Ostreidae
Exons: 8
Coding region: 232-1713 (493 amino acids)
Source: RefSeq, a predicted model, not a curated record
UUUUCACUAUCUUUUUAGUAUCUCCAACACAGAAGAGUUACACAGUGUAGAAAUGAAAAGAAAUGUCAAAUCAAAUGAACGUGAUGGACAAUAUUAACUUUUUUAUGGGAACUAUUUUGUAUGUUUGAUGGUAUAUUAGUCGUCUAAGAAAAUAGAACGAAAUGAGGCCAUAACUGACAGUUAAUCCACAAUGGGAUAAAGAGAUCCUUGAACAUUUUUUUAGCCUUGACCAUGAACCGCAGAAAAAAGACAGUGGCUUACUUGAUAGGCCUGGCUUUGAUCGCAUACUGUGGUAUACAGGUGAUGUACAUGAAAGAUGUCUACAGUCCUCUUCAAGUACUGGCUGAUGCUCAUAGUGAGGCCAAGAGAUUGAUGCGAUUUAUUACAGCCUACCACUUUAUGUGUAACAAUACCAUGACAUUGUCCAACACCACUAGUUGGCCUAUCUGUAUUGAACUAGAUGGAGGAAUCAAUAUGGAUUCACCAGUGCCAAAAGUUAUAUAUUCCAUAGGGCCAUCAAAUUAUGACUUUGAGGAGGCAAUAGCUAGAAACAUUUCUUGUAAUGUGUAUAUAUUUUCCCAUGAAAAGCCACCAGCAGAUUUCUUCACGACCAAAUCGAAUCAUACACACUUCAUUCGUUCUGCUAUUGUACCGAAUGAUCCAGCUGAUUUUUCGCGCAACUCGUAUGAGACACAGACAAUGAAUAAUGCAUUAGCCAUCCUAAAACACAAGACAGUGGAUAUCCUAAAAAUAGAACAUGUCCUUGACCCAAGUCGUUCGUAUGAUUUGCUGUAUUAUCUCAUGAAGGAUGGAAUUAUGAAGAGAGUCAACCAGGUGUACUUUUCAGUUUUAAUAGAUAAGAUAGAUGAUGACUACCUGUAUGCCUGGUACAGAACACUGUACAAUCUGUUCCACAAGGCUAACUUCCGACUGUACCACACGGCUACAUCCAAUCAGCUCUGUCUCCAAGUCACUUUAAUGGAGUCCUGUCUGUACUACAUGUCAUGGAUCAAGUCUCCGAGUCCCCGGGCAUUUAUCAUGUAUCCCCCCGCUGUUGAUGGUACUUACGAGAAUGAAAUGAAAAGAUUGGAAGGUUAUUUGGACAACAAAGAAACUCGGUGCAAGGAUAUAAAUCAUGUUAGCAUAUCAGAUAAAACCACCCUAGAGCUCUGUAUGGAUGUGAUCAAACUUCCCAAACCUUGCAAACUUAUCAUUAUCAGGGAGAAGAGAUCCCCCAUAACUGCACAGUUUAAAGACCAAACCUCAUGUGACGUGUUCGUGAUUCAGGGGUCAGAACUGGGCAUGGAAGAUGAUGUAACUGUCUUUAGGACCAAUAAUGGAGGUUCCUUUGUGACAAAUGUACAAACUCUUCCCCUAAGUGAAGCCAUGUUUAGGUACUUAAAUGCAGAUUCAUACAACUUCCUGUACACUAACGUUGAUAAGGAAUACUGGGCAUUGAUGUCAAUAAUUCUAGACACUGCAGUCUUACAGGGUGUUGACCAGAUGAUAUCUGACCUAUCACUAUGGGAAAAUAUCAAUCAUGUGAAUAUUCGGCAACGCUUCAGCGAACUCAAACGACUGCACGCAUAUGGGCUGGAAUUGUACCAGUAUUUUGACCUUCCAGAGAGUGAGAGAUUGCACAUCACCAGCAUGAAGCAUAAAAAACAGCGACUUAGCUAUGUCAGAACAACUCAAAGUUUGAAGUUGAAAUGAUCUGAGUAUUGCACUGUAAACUUGAAAGUUUUUUUGUGUAUAAAUACUCCAAAAAUAUGUCAUGGAAAUUUUUGCAUAGACAUUACCGUAAGUCGAGUAUAAUGUUGGCCUUGAUGAAAUACUAGAACAUGUACACUUAUCAUUCUGGUAUACUGCAUUUGCAUCUUGAUUGCUUUAGAACUUGCCCAGAUAUGCUUUGAUUUUGUUUUGUUCUUUAUGCUGCAGUACCAGCCAAAACAGCCUCAGUUUGCAAGGUAUUGUUUUUCAAUGCAGUACGUAUGAUAGUAAUGCUCAGUUAUAUGUGUACUCAACAUUUUCCAAGUCAUGUGCACAUUUCUAUUAUGCAGUUGAACUUCAGUAUCUCAAACAUCGAUAUCGAGAAUACCAUGGAAAUGUCAAAGUGAUUCGGAAAUCCCAACCACUUAUUCUUUAAUAAGUAUUUUACCCUCGAUAUCUCAAAGGUUUUUUUAGUCCCUUCGAGUUCAAGAUAACGAGGUUUGACUGUAUUUUCUAUUAUUAUCAGUCAUAUAUAUUUGAGAAUAAUUAUUGAUCACAGUAACUACCAAUAUUUUUAUGUACACUGUACAUGUAUCUUUUAAUGUACUGAGUCUAUUGUACUAAGUGUAAAAAUGGACUUUUCAGUGAUUGCUAUGUACAUGCACAUUUACACUCUAUGUACUACCAUUGAUACAGAUAUCAGAAUUUUCAUUCUGCACUAAAGGUUGGCAUUUUGUUGUAAUUUUGAGAAUAAGAAUAACUAGUUGUUAGCAUGUGCAUACUUAACAAUGAUACACAUACAUAUAGGUCCAAAAGCUUCCAAAUGUACCAGGAUAUCAGCAUUUCUUCAAACAAUUAUUCCAUGUUGACACUGGGUACAGGAAAUUUUUGCCAUAUAUUGUUUCCUGUCAUAUGCAUUAGAAAACGAUAUCUCUUAAGUUUGAAAUUCACCCAAAGCUAUCUUUUGCUACUUUAAAGCAUUUAAUCAAUUUAUAUUUGGUAAAUUCUAUAUCCACCAAUUUUGUUCCAGAAUAUGUAAGGAGUUUCCACGUGUCACUCAUGGACAAAGCUUCUGUCGUAUUCACUAGUCUUAAAGAGAAAUAUCUAUGUUAUUAGUACAGCAUACAGAGUUAUUGUGGAUUGAAGAAAAAAAUGGUUGCAGUUUUUGUUUUUUCAGUGUAAGGCAGUAGUAACUCUUAUUUAGUGAAUAUUUUGUUUGUUUUUUCAGUGUAAGGCAGUAGUAACUCUUAUUUAGUGAAUAUUUUGUUUGUUUUUUCAGUGUAAGGCAGUAGUAACUCUUAUUUAGUGAAUAUUUUGUUUGUUUUUUCAGUGUAAGGCAGUAGUAACUCUUAUUUAGUGAAUAUUUUGUUUGUUUUUUCAGUGUAAGGCAGUAGUAACUCUUAUUUAGUGAAUAUUUUGUUUGUUUUUUCAGUGUAAGGCAGUAGUAACUCUUAUUUAGUGAAUAUUUUGUUUGUUUUUUCAGUGUAAGGCAGUAGUAACUCUUAUUUAGUGAAUAUUUUGUUUGUUUUUUCAGUGUAAGGCAGUAGUAACUCUUAUUUAGUGAAUAUUUUGUUUGUUUUUUCAGUGUAAGGCAGUAGUAACUCUUAUUUAGUGAAUAUUUUUGAUCACAUUUACAUUGAUCCUAUCAUGAAAUAACUAUGAAAACAAGAUUGCAAACUAUUUCAACAUUUUAUUUACUGAUGUUGUGUUGUUGUGGAAUUAUAUAUUCUUUAGAUGCAGCAUAAAAUGAUGUAUUUUGUAUAAUCUAGAUGUUUUAUCUAUAUUUAAGUAUGUGUAUUCAAGCAUUUCAGUGCAGUACUGCUGAUUAUAGAGGAAACACAUUCUCAUUUCUUAUCUAUACUCUACUGGUUCUAUCUUGUGCUUAACGAGAAGGUUUUUUCCCCAGCUACAUGCAGAGUAGUGUAAUGUGUAUGAUCCCGAUCUUGUGUAUUUUGUGCUUAGAAAUUGUCUCCAAAUUUUUGAUACAAUGUACUAGUAUUAAUCAAUUGUUGACUUCAGAAUUGGUCAAUAUAUUGACUGUCACAAGAGAAAUAAUUUGUAGUCUGGGUCUAGUGAUAUCUAAAUGUACUUACUGGACAAAAUGCUUUUAUCAUAUAAGUUUUUACAUAGAUAUUGACUUGAUAAAUCAGUAAGAAUCACCAAAAUAAAAAAAAUCACAAAAAUUUCAUAAAAAAUAAUUGAGAGCUUGUAUCCCUUUCUCAAUGGUUAAACCAUUCUUCAUAUGGGAUGCUUUAACAAGCCAAUAAUGGGGCAAUGAUCCACCUCAACGAGUUCAACCUCAUAAAAAUGUACUGUUUUCAAGUCUAUAAAAUUCACUCCAUUGACCAAACAAUGAGCAAAUUUUCUUUCUUUUUUAAAAUUAUAUAGCAUAUCAAAUAAUAAAAGUUAUUCCAUGCUUACUUGGGAAAUAGUCCAGCUUUGUCCAGAGAUGGUGGAUAAGAUCUGGGAAAUAGUUCCCCGGGUCCUCUCCUCCACUUUGGGACAAAAGUUUGACUGUUCCCCAAGUCGGCAUGAAAUAACUGUAUACUGUUCAUGCUACUUUGAAUGGAUGGUUAGUUUAGUUACCAAGUAAAAUACUGUGGCAUUGUUUUUGUAGAAUUUUUUGCCAUUGCUUUUGUAGAGAAAUGUGUCUGAAUAAAAUGGAUUAGAAAAUUUC